AUGUCUGCUACAAAUUCUGAGACUCCAAAGUCAACCAUCUCCAGAGAGGCCAGCACCCAGUCCUCAUCAUCUACAACCAGCCAAGGCUAUGUUUUACCUGAAGGCAAAAUCAUGCCAAACACCGUUUUUGUUGGUGGAAUUGAUGUUAGGAUGGAUGAAGCCGAAAUUAGAAGUUUCUUUGCUAGAUAUGGUUCAGUAAAAGAAGUGAAGAUAAUCACGGAUAGAACUGGUGUAUCCAAAGGCUAUGGAUUUGUUUCAUUUUAUAAUGAUGUGGAUGUGCAGAAGAUAGUAGAAUCACAGAUAAAUUUUCAUGGUAAAAAGCUGAAACUGGGCCCUGCGAUCAGGAAGCAAAAUUUAUGUGCUUAUCAUGUGCAGCCACGUCCUUUGGUUUUUAAUCCUCCUCCUCCACCACAGUUUCAGAGUGUCUGGAGUAAUCCAAAUGCUGAAACUUACGUGCAGCCUUCAACCAUGAUGAAUCCUAUAACUCAGUAUGUUCAGAAAUCUGUGGAUCGAAGCAUACAGACCGUGGUAUCUUGUCUGUUUAAUCCAGAGAACAGACUGAGAAACUCUGUUGUUACUCAAGAUGACUACUUCAAGGAUAAAAGAGUGCAUCAUUUCAGAAGAAGUCGGGCAGUGCUUAAAUCUGUUUGA
Messenger RNA from Pipistrellus nathusii (Nathusius's pipistrelle), 651 nucleotides. NCBI's taxonomy places the organism in Eukaryota, Metazoa, Chordata, Mammalia, Chiroptera, Vespertilionidae. The record is from the annotation of a GenBank genome assembly.